GGUGACUUUUGGCUGUGGUGGCCGUUGAUGGUCUAAGCCAUAGAUGUACCAAUGGAAGGUGGGAAGCCGCCGGCAAGGAAGGUAAUGGUGGCGGCAGACCCUACACGGGAGUCAGCCAGAGCGCUGCAAUAUGCACUCUCUCAUGUUGUGGUAGAACAUGAUGAUCUUCUCUUCCAACUCCACAGACACGUCCUCGGAUGGUGGUGGAGGUGGCAGCGAGGUAGAUUUUUAAUUGUGUUUGUAUCUGUGAUAAAUUGCAGAAACCGGUCUGGAGGAUCUAUUAGAGGAACAAAGGCUAUAGACACAGCAGAGUAUCUCAUUGAGAACAGCAAAUGCACCUGUGUUGGAGUGCAGAAGAAGGGCCAAAAUGCAGGUCAUCUUCUCAACACAAAGGCACAAAACAAUUUCUGGCUCCUGGCUUGAGUAAGUGCUUCAUAAUAAUCUCUGAAUUCCAUAGGCUCUAAAAGGUUACAUGACUGAU
Tripterygium wilfordii is the source of this 481-nucleotide messenger RNA. RefSeq lists its product as uncharacterized. The transcript has 2 exons. NCBI's taxonomy places the organism in Eukaryota, Viridiplantae, Streptophyta, Magnoliopsida, Celastrales, Celastraceae. The coding region runs from base 52 to 423 and encodes 123 amino acids. The record is from RefSeq and is a predicted model, not a curated record.